ACACACAUAACUUGAAAGCACACCGUACGGUAGAGGGGGCCAUAGCAGAAAGCUCUCAGUCUGACUCUGUUUAUGUCUACCCGUAAAAGCCUGGUAAGUGAAAUCCAGGCGGUGUUCAGAAGCCCCGCUUUAGCACGGACCAAAGUUAUCCCGGAAUAAGGACAGGACGCAUGUGCCGUCAACCCGGAUGUAGAUAUAUUUGUUCGGUCUAUUCUCCCCUCUUGCCAACUAGUUACAGAUUUUCUCCGUAUAAUGCAUUACACAUCUUAGAACCAGCUAUAUAAAGCUUUGCCAUUCCAAACCAGUCCAAACCGGGUAACAAGCCGGGACAUGUAGCGACUUCUGUGGAUGACACUGCAUCGGGGCGACAGUUUCAUAACAAUCUGGUUCCGAACAGCUGCACGUUUAAUUCACGAAUACGUCCUGUAACUUGAAGCAUGGACUUUCGCGGGAGGAGGCAUGAGCGAGGCAGCAACUGGACCGACCCGGAGAUAGUGGAGCUGCUGCAGCUUUGGUCUGAUGAGUCAGUACAGAUUGAACUAGAGAGCUCACUGCGAAACCAGCGUGUAUUUGACCGCAUAGCCCACAUUUUGCGUGAAAAGGGCAUCUGCCGUACCGGGGACCAGUGCAGGGAAAAGAUAAAAAAGAUGAAGCUGGAGUACCGUCGCAUUAAGGACAACCAUAAAAUGAGGUCAUGGAAGUUUUAUGAUGUGAUGGACAGGGUGCUGGCGAACCGACCAGCUAUUACCUACUCCUCCUUGGGGGGAGCUGUCAUAGCUCAACAUGUGUUUCAGAGCCAGGGUGGGCCUGACUCAUACCUGCAAGGAGUCCCAGCAGUCACCUUUGGGUCUUCUUCCUCAGGGGGGUUUCUAUUUGGUCAUCCCCCAAAACCUGGUGAUUCGCUGGACAUUAAAUGUGAAGAUAUCGAGGAGAGCAUGCUGAAUCCAGGUGUUGCCCCCCCUGACAUGUACUAUGGAUCUGGAGAUGAACAGGAAAAUGAUGGGCAGUCUCUACUGGGGCAAGAAGACUCUCCGGGCCCUGGAGAGAGCUCAAAAAAUGCAAGGAUCUCCCCUUCAGGUUUUAGUGACCUGAACACUGCCGGUUCUGCCACCCAGGCCGUUGGUGGUCAUGCACCAAGAGACACUCCUGAGCUGCCCAGUCAAAAUGGCCCUCAAACCCAAUCUUCUGUGAGACAGAGGAAACGUCGCCUGUGUGGCAAAACAUCAUGGGGUCUUGGGGGUGCUAGAUGCAGCGGUCAAAGGAGCCUGGAUAAGGCCUUGGCCAGCUUCCUGACCUGGCAGCAGUCAGCAGAGGAGCGCCUUCUCACCCUGGAGGAAGCGCGUCUGGAAAGAGAGCUGCAGGCCGAGGAGCGUAGAGAACAGCGGGAAGAGAAGAGGGCAGAACAGGAGCGCCAGCACGAGCUCCGCUUGUUCAGCAUGCUUACAGGGGCAUUGGUUGCUGUCAGACAGGGCGCUCCCACCGCUGCGACAACACCGACUGACCCCUCCUGCUCACCCCUACCUCAUCUGUCAGCCUCACUGGUGACCACAUCCGCCCCUUCUGUCUCAUCAUCUUUAUCUCAGCUGCCUUCAGAAGCUCCCACUGUGCUGGCUGCUUUCACUCAGGAGACGAUAAAGUCAACACCGCCUACAUCUGUCAAGCCCUGCAAAAUGUCCCAGAAUGUGUUGGCAACAGAGAGAGGAGCAGGCAAUCUUGGCUCUAGCCUAUACCUGUCCAAUCGUGGUAACAUCAUCCGACAGCAUCUGGGCAUCCUCCAGGAGGGGUUUGCUCAAUAUGGGUUGGACAAACACCACGACAGAGAUAACCCCGAUGGUAUAAUCAACAUGGGUACAAGUGAGAACAAACUAUGCUAUGACCUUCUUCUUACGCGGCUGACCAGGCCUGAAAUGCUACAAAUUGACCCCUCAUUGUUGCAGUAUUCAGACUGGAGGGGACAUACAUUCCUAAGAGAGGAGGUUGCAAAGUUCCUUACUCACUACUGCAGUUCUCCAAACCCACUGAAGGCUGACAAUGUUGUGGUGAUGAAUGGCUGUGGCUCCCUCUUCUCGUGUAUCGCUGCGGUAAUUUGUGACCCUCAAGAUGCCAUUCUUAUUUCUACUCCUUUUUACGGUGUUAUAACUGAAGAUUUACAAUUAUAUAGUGAUGUGAAACUCUUCCAUAUCCCUCUUGACUGUGAGGGUGAUGGCAAAGACAGUCGGCCCUUCCACCUUACUGUGAGCAAACUAGAAGAAGGUUUAGAGAGGGCUAAUCAAGAGGGUCUAACGAUCCGAGCUGUUAUCCUGAUGAACCCCCACAACCCUCUGGCUGAGAUCUACACCCCCGAGGAGAUGGUUGCCUUCUUGGAGUUUGCCAAAAGAAAUGAGCUCCACACUAUCGUUGAUGAAGUGUACAUGCUGUCGGUCUUUGAUGAAUCUGUCGCCUUUCACAGUGUCCUCAGUAUAGACAGUUUGCCCGACCCACAGAGGACACAUGUAAUGUGGGGGAUGACCAAGGACUUUGCUUUGGCAGGAUUCAGAAUAGGCACUCUGUACACUGAGAACAGAGACCUCGUGGAGGCUUUGGCUCAGCUGGGCUCCUUCCACGGUAUCUCUGGAACCACACAGCGCCAGGUAGCACAACUGCUUCAGGACAGAGAGUGGAUCAAUGAGGAAUUUCUGCCUAAGAACAGGUGCAGACUGAAAGCCGCUCACAGCUACCUGACAGGAGAGCUGCAGAGUAUGGGCGUCCCCUACCUGGACAGACCUGCUGCGCUCUAUGUCUGGGCUGACCUCAGAAAGUACCUCAGAGAGCCAUCAUUUGAGGAGGAGCUCUAUCUGUGGAGGCGUUUCCUCCGACAUAAAGUGGUGUUGAGUGCUGGGCAGGCCUUCUACUGCUCAACGCCCGGCUGGUUCCGCAUUGUCUUCUCCGACCAACAGCACCACCUUCAGCUCGGCCUGAAGCGAAUGAAUGCGGCCUUGAGAGAAAUUGAGGAAAAAAACAUCAGCCCUGAUUCCCUCUCUAUCAAAGAAGCCAGUGAGGAGAGCAAACAACCAAAGCAAGAGGAGGGUGCAGACUCAGACAAUGCUGCAGUUGUCAAUUCAACAUCAUCACCUCAGAGCAAGUCAUCGGAGCAGCCGAAGGAGAAUGAUAGCCCUGUGCCUGACACAGACCCGCUGGCCAUCGGGGAUUUAGUGUUUUUGGACUGCGAGGCAUCAAAGCACGUGGACAGUCUUGACUCUCUUAUUGGCACCCUCAGGCACCAGAUCCAUUCAUCCGAUUGGCUGGAGAAAAACACUCCAGAGCUGUCUGCUGGGGAGGACCCAGAGAUUCUUGAUGUAUUCAAGGCCCUGCUGCAAAGAGCCGGAAAGUAAGCUUAGGAUAAACAUGCACGAACGUAGCUGCCAGCUUUCAAGAGGCAGUUCUUCAGCAUCCUUCUUAGUCCCUGCGUUUACAGUGAAAAGCUUGACACAAACACCUGACUAAAGAAGAGAGAAGAAGAAAAGAAAAGCCAUUAAGGCCAGCAUGGAAGGACAGAACAGAGUACUUUCUGUCUGAAUCUCGAGGCCUUAUAUUUUAGCUGCUAAAGAACACAGCCUUGCUUUGUUAUUUAUCUACACCGAAACAUUGUUAGUUUAUUAACAAAUCUAAAUGAAUGCCAAAUGUUAAUCAAUCAAAAUCAGUUAGGUUGUACUGUUUAACAUUUUGAUCUCAACUUUGUCUUUAUUAUUUGGUUAUAUGCACUUUAUUUUAUCAGAAUGUUUGUAGUUAAUGAACUGUGAUUAAAGGAAUGAACUGUCUUAA
Messenger RNA from Eleginops maclovinus (Patagonian blennie), 3801 nucleotides. RefSeq names its product 1-aminocyclopropane-1-carboxylate synthase homolog (Arabidopsis)(non-functional) (gene accs). Gene Ontology annotation, molecular function: transaminase activity; pyridoxal phosphate binding. The coding region runs from base 438 to 3371 and encodes 977 amino acids. NCBI's taxonomy places the organism in Eukaryota, Metazoa, Chordata, Actinopteri, Perciformes, Eleginopidae. Gene Ontology annotation, biological process: biosynthetic process; amino acid metabolic process. The record is from RefSeq and is a predicted model, not a curated record. The transcript has 16 exons.